Haliotis rubra (blacklip abalone) is the source of this 887-nucleotide messenger RNA. RefSeq names its product acid-sensing ion channel 1-like. The coding region runs from base 88 to 876 and encodes 262 amino acids. NCBI's taxonomy places the organism in Eukaryota, Metazoa, Mollusca, Gastropoda, Lepetellida, Haliotidae. Gene Ontology annotation, molecular function: ligand-gated sodium channel activity. Gene Ontology annotation, cellular component: membrane. The transcript is spliced from 5 exons. Gene Ontology annotation, biological process: sodium ion transmembrane transport. The record is from RefSeq and is a predicted model, not a curated record.
UGUCUGCUGUGGAUUGUUGUCGACCUGACAUUAUCUUACUUGAAGUACCCAGUUAUUACCAAGUCGAGUGUGGAAUAUCUCCCGUCCAUGGAUUUCCCCACCAUUACAUUCUGCAACGCUAACGGAUACAACAGCAACGUAGUGGAAAACCCCACUGCCAUGAAGGAACUGUUUGUGUCUCUGAACCCGAUUCUUUCCAAUUUAAUAAAGGUAAACGAGUCUUCAGUGUCUCCUUUAAUGAAGACAGAGCAAGCCUUUCUCUACAGGACCAUGUCCCUCAGGAAAUGGGAUUACAUGCGGUUUGCUCUCUUCCGAGGGCAAGAAGUGACUCUCGACAUGUUUGACGAGGUUAAUGGUGCAACAGGAUACUGCUUCCGGUUUAACAGCGAGGAAAUGAUCCGUCGUCAUGGAGUCCACACAACAAACACUCCAGGCCCAAGUGGAUCUCUGGAGCUUCUCCUGGACAUCCACCAGGAACACUACUUUCCCGGCCCACUCAACCUGGCAGCCAUGAUGAUAUACAUCAAUCACCCGUCUGACAAACAGAGUCAUCUUGAUCCCGUGAUCGCUGUGGCCCCCGGGACGACGGCUUACAUCUCCAUGACCAAAUACCAGUACAAGUUCCUGCCGAAGCCGUACAAGUCGUUUGGUGACGACACCUGCAUUGACACCGACAGUCCCACCUUCACUAACCCCCUCAAGUAUGCGUCCUCCUACAGCUUCGACGCCUGCAUAGACGAGUGUCUGAGCCACCACUCCACAACCAACUGUAGGUGUAAGACCUCUUCAGACCCGGACGACCUGCCAUACCCAUACUGCACGUUGGAGAGGAACUCUUCGGCUGCACAUUUAAUUACACCGGUAAGAACAUGCUAAUUCCGAUGUCA